AUGGGUCUUAACCAUGCUUCAUUAGUGUCUUUCAUGAUCAUGACCUUGGGGGUUGUCUCAUUCGCUCGUUCUACUCCAACAUUUAAGACACUUUCGUACUCUCCAAUUAAUUAUACUCCCUCGUAUUUGCCAUUUUCAGUUUUUUCACCAGUUUAUAAUAAGCUUUUUGAACCAUCACCAACAUAUGAGUCUUCUAAAUACGAGUCUCCAUCAUAUACACUAUCUCCAAUGCAUUCUCCAGCAUCAGUCUAUGAGUCUCCUAAACCCUCACCAAUGUAUGUUUCUCCAAUAUACGAGUCUCCAUCAUAUACACCAUCUCCAAUGUAUUCUCCAUUACCAGUAAAUGAAUCACCUAAAUCUUCACCAAUGUAUAAAUCUCCUAAAUACGAGUCACCAUUAUAUACAUUAUCUCCGGUGUAUUCUCUAUCACCAUUUUAUAAUUCUCGAACACCUUCACCAAUGUAUAAUUCUCCUAGAUACGAAUCUCUAUCAUAUACUUUGCCGCCAAUUUACACGACCCCAAUCUAUAGCCUAUCACCAUCAUACUCUCCAUCGUCUCCUGAAUAUAGUCCACAACAAGUGUAUGAUUCACCGGUUUACGCUCCAACACUCAAACCUACACCAAAAGAUGAGCAUCCAAUUUAUACUCCACCACCGAUGUAUGUUCAGUCUCCUGAAUACAAUUCAUCACCAAUAUACAACUCUCUAACUUACACACCAUCAUCAAAAGACACCCUAUCUUCAACAUACAAGUCUCCUACGUACCCUCCACCAACUUAA
Messenger RNA from Amaranthus tricolor (Joseph's coat), 780 nucleotides. RefSeq lists its product as uncharacterized. The record is from RefSeq and is a predicted model, not a curated record. Bases 1 to 780 code for a protein of 259 amino acids. The transcript has a single exon. NCBI's taxonomy places the organism in Eukaryota, Viridiplantae, Streptophyta, Magnoliopsida, Caryophyllales, Amaranthaceae.